UAUUGUUAUGAGCUUAUUUGACAGUGCUGGAAACUGAACUGAGUUCGGCAGGAAGAGCAGGCAGUGCUCUGAUUUUGUGCAGACAAAAUGGAAAACAACUACUCCAUUCCAGUGAGUGGAUCAGAAGUGGUGGUCAAUGAUUCUACCAUCUCCAGAGUUCUGUGGAUCCUCACAAUGGUGGUUCUCUCCAUCACAUUUGUCCUUGGUGUUCUGGGUAAUGGACUAGUGAUCUGGGUAGCUGGAUUCCGGAUGACACACACUGUCACCACCACCUGUUAUCUGAAUCUAGCUUUGGCUGACUUCUUUUUCACAGCGACUCUACCAUUUUUCAUCAUCUCAACUGCUAUGAAAGGAAAAUGGCCUUUUGGCUGGUUCCUGUGUAAAUUACUUUAUAUUGUUGCAGAUGUCAAUGCAAUUGGAAGUAUCUCUCUGAUUACUUUAAUUGCCUUGGACCGCUGUAUUUGUGUCGUGCAUCCAGUCUGGGCUCAGAACCACCGCACUGUGAGCCUGGCUAGGAAGGUGGUUAUUGGACCCUGGAUUUUUGCUCUGAUUCUCAGUUUGCACAUUUUUAUUUUCAUAAGUACAUAUACAGUUCCUGGAGGGGAUGUGUACUGUGUAUACUACAUUCCAUCCUGGGGUAACACUGAUGAGGAAAUGUUGAACACAACUUUCAUUUUUACAACUGCUCUAGGGAUCAUCAAGUUCAUUAUUAUCUUCAUAAUACCCAUGUCCAUUAUUUCCAUCUGCUAUGGACUCAUUGCUGUCAAGAUCCAGAGAAGAACCCUUGUUAAUUCUAGCCAUGCCACACGAGUCCUAAAGGCAGUUGUGGCUUCCUUCUUUAUCUGUUGGUUUCCCUUUCAACUGGUUGGCCUUUUAAGCCUAGUGUGGUUUAAAGAGAGACUGUUAAAUGAUGAGUAUAAAAUUAUUGACAUGUUGAUUAUGCCAACCAACUCAUUGGCCUUCUUCAAUAGUUGCCUCAAUCCAAUACUCUAUGUUUUCAUGGGCCAGGACUUCCGAAAGAGACUGAUUCAUUCCCUGCCUUCCAGUUUGGAGAGAGCUCUGAGGGAGGACUCUGGCCAAACCAGUAAUACUGGCACCAAUUCUGCUUUAACUUCUACAAACAUUGAGAUGAUGCCAAAAUGAAGAUAGGGAUGACAGAUAGGGAUGACAGAUGCUUUUUUUCCCACCUCAGUUGCACUCCAAUUUUGUCUUAGCUUAUGUUGUGAAAAUAGAUUAUUUACAACCUGAAAAAUAAUCUUCUUUGUCGUCUGAAUCUGGGAAAAGAAAUAAAGGUCAAUAU
Messenger RNA from Rattus rattus (black rat), 1300 nucleotides. Its product is annotated as formyl peptide receptor 2-like. The transcript is spliced from 2 exons. The record is from RefSeq and is a predicted model, not a curated record. Gene Ontology annotation, cellular component: plasma membrane. Lineage: Eukaryota; Metazoa; Chordata; Mammalia; Rodentia; Muridae. Gene Ontology annotation, molecular function: N-formyl peptide receptor activity; complement receptor activity. Gene Ontology annotation, biological process: inflammatory response; positive regulation of cytosolic calcium ion concentration; phospholipase C-activating G protein-coupled receptor signaling pathway. Bases 88 to 1143 code for a protein of 351 amino acids.